This is a messenger RNA of Camellia sinensis, 1014 nucleotides long. Lineage: Eukaryota; Viridiplantae; Streptophyta; Magnoliopsida; Ericales; Theaceae. The record is from RefSeq and is a predicted model, not a curated record.
UCCCCCCUUUCUCAGGGAGGUUGGUUAAGAGAGCAUAUGAUGCAUUGUUGUUGGACGCUGGUGGCACUCUUUUGCAAUUGGUGAAACCUGUCGAAGAGAUUUACGCAUCAAUCGGCAGAAAAUACGUUGGAGUUUCUCUAAUGACUAGUGAUCCAUGUUCAAACCUGACCGGCGGUCUCAUCAUAUCCAACACUGAAACCAUUCGAUCAUUCCUCAUCACAGCCUCUAAUGACCCUCUUCUGUCCCUAGACCUCCGGAAAACUGCUUCUGACCUCUCUGUCCAACCAUCCAUGCCUUACAAAUCUCUUCGAUCCGUCUGGUUUGCUUCCUUGCCUUCUACCCGACCUGACCUUCUAUGCCUAUUCUCCGGAUCUGAUUUCGUCUUCACCAGCCCCAAGCCCAGAGAAAAGAGUGAGGAAUUGAAGGCGAGACUGAGGAAGCUCGAGGAAGUAGCGGAGAGGAAAGCGUAUCAGGAGCUUGUGAAAGAUAUUACGCCAAGGAAGGAGACAGAUGAACCAUUCUCGUCUUACAAAGAUCAGCUAGGUUUUGGUUUACAUGUUGCACUGACAAUGUUUACUGGCUAUUUGGUUGGAUAUGCUGCAUUCAGAGCACUUUUUAGCCACAGUCCUGUUAUGAAUGCUGCUGGAGGCAUCCUGGGUUUGGUUUGCGCUAUGCUCUUAGAAACGCUUCUUUUCAUAAUUCGAACUUCCAAUCAAGAUCUUAGAUCAUCUUCUUCCACUUCCAAGCUAAAGAAGGAUCAAUAGAUUUGGUGUAGAGGUUGGUGCUCUCCCUCAUUCUUGUGGUUGUUAGACUUGUAAAAUUUAUUAAGUGAUUUUUCGUUUUGAUUCAGUUGAAUUAAGAGGCAGUUGUCCUGUAGUCCUUCACUCUCAAAAUUUGCAACAAGUCAAGUUAGAUUAUGUGUGGACUUUCAUUUUCUAUUUAAUGUAUGGUUUGUGAUCCAUAAGGAGGUUCAAAGGGUACGGUUUAGUUGUAGUGGUUGAAAAGAAUUUUGAA